Saccharomyces kudriavzevii IFO 1802 is the source of this 597-nucleotide messenger RNA. It is a transcript of the gene REE1, whose product is annotated as Ree1p. The transcript has a single exon. NCBI's taxonomy places the organism in Eukaryota, Fungi, Ascomycota, Saccharomycetes, Saccharomycetales, Saccharomycetaceae. The coding region runs from base 1 to 597 and encodes 198 amino acids. The record is from RefSeq and is a predicted model, not a curated record.
AUGAACGAAUCUAAAAAUACUCGGCUGUCAAACGGAAUAUGGCUCAAUAAACCAAAAGCAUGUUCUCAAGAGGCAGACAAAGUUAGCCUGGUAACAGAUGAGAAAACAGACUUUUGGCGUGAAACCUUUUACGGAUUUACCCGUGACAGUGGUCAUUUUUUGGGAGUAAGGACCGGCAGUGCCUUUACUGCUCAACUACGUAUUCAGGGAAGCUACGAGAGCCUUUAUGAUCAGGCUGGUAUGAUGGUACGCGUUGACGAUAGCCAUUGGCUCAAGGCCGGUAUUGAAAUCUCUGAUGGACAUGCAAUGCUGAGCAGCGUUUUGACGAAUGAAAAAUCCGACUGGUCCACAGCUAUUUAUGAUGAGAAUCCUAGAGAUUUAUGGCUUCGUAUUACUGUUGAAAGUGGGGUGCUAAGAUUGCAAGUUUCUUCGGACAAAAAGACAUGGCCGUUGGUACGUCUAACUCCAUUCUAUGUUUCAGAUCACUAUUUCGUUGGACCCAUGGCUUGUACACCUGAACGUAGUGGCUUAAAAGUCACAUUCUCAGAGUGGGUUCUCACAGCACCCUUGGGAAAAGCUUUGCACGAUCUAAGUUAG